ACCAAAUUACAGGGGAGAAAACAACGACAUGGAGAACUACAAGCCGGAAAUGGCCAUGGCUGCCCUGCAGUUCUCUUACGCCGUCGUUUCUCUCGCCGGCAGGGCGGCCCUUUUGGAGGGUUUGAGCCCCAGAGUGUUCGUCGUCUACAGGCAGGCCAUUGCGGCUCUCACCGUUUCUCCCAUGGCUUAUUUCUCCAGCAGGAGGAAAGUUGCAGGCGGUGGCGGCGGCGGCAGGGGUUCAAUUGGGUUCAGAAGCUUUUCCUUGAUAUUCCUCGCCGCUCUCAUAGGGGUGACAAUCAACCAGAACCUCUAUUUCGAAGGCAUCUACUUGGCAUCCUCUUCAAUGGGGAGUGCAACAGGGAACCUAGUCCCGGGGCUCACCUUUGUCAUGGCAACCAUUUUCGGAUUAGAGAAGGUUAACAUCAGGAGCCUGAGAAGCAUGGCCAAAAUUGUGGGAACAAUCAUGUGUGUUGCUGGAGCUGUGACAAUGGCUCUAGUCAAAGGCCCAAAGCUCUUUGUCACCAACCCUUCAGCAGGGGGUGAGAAUUGGCUUCUGGGCUGUUGUCUCCUCUUUUCUAGUGCUUGUUGUUGGUCCAUUUGGCUCAUCUUGCAGGUUCCGGUUAUGUCCAGCUACCCUGAUCCAUUGGGAGUAUCGGCUUGGAUGUGCCUUAUAGGAGCUUUACAAUCAGGGUUCGUGACGAUUUUUCUGGAGCCAGAAUUGGAAGCGUGGAAGAUAACAUCGUAUCUCCAGCUCUUUUCUUGUGUGUUCACGGGUAUCGUUGGAUCAGGGAUCGCCUUCUUCGUUCAAGCGUGGUGUAUUGCAGAGAGAGGUCCGUUGUUCUCUGCACUGUUCAACCCUCUGUGCACGGUUAUAGUCACCGUGUUGGCCUCGUUCCUUCUAGACGAGAAGAUUUAUGUUGGGAGCCUAUUAGGUGGAAUUGGGGUGAUUAUUGGACUCUAUGUGGUGCUAUGGGGGAAAUCCAAGGAUUAUGUGAAGGUAAGUAGUAAUCAUGAAGGAGAAAUAAUUGAUGAUCCCAAAUCGGCCAAUGGUCAAACCCAAGUGGUGAAAAUCCAGCUAGAUCAAGAAUGUGCAGGUGAAAUUAGGUGUAAAAUUAAUGACCUAGAGGAACCAUUUUUGUGUACCAAGAUGAAGAAUGACAUUGUAGAGGACAAUAGUUACAGUGACUCACAUGAAGAACCUUGAGUGAGGUGGUAGAAACGUAUUUCCUUUGUAUGUUGCUUCAUAUUUCAGGUUUGUAAUCUAAAUUUGUUUACUAGAUUGAGUUGUAAAAUAUAUAAAAAACUCUUCCAAUAAAUAACAAGACAUAAUAGUAUAUCGGUCUCUGAUAUGAUUUGAUAAAAUAUCUGUAAUAAGUAUAUACCCUCUCUGUAAGUAUGACAAAGACUAAUUAUAUGCAUCGAAUUGCAUAGAUAGUGGUGACAUGUAUAGGUAAUGACCUAUUGACCUUUAUGUCUCCUGAUCUAAUUCGUGAAAUUAUGAUGAUCAACAUAGCCAAAUUAUAAUGACCUAUUGACCUUUAUGUCUCCUGAUCUAAUAUUCAAUGAACGUCAUAAUAUAUCAUACUGAUUGCUUGCAUUUUACGAAUUGUUAACCAAAUUGUAAUUUUUCUAAUUCAUCUAACUCCGACUAAAUGUUUACCGAACCAACUAAUUAAUAUAAUCAAUCGAUAAAACAUCAGGUCGCAUUACCCAACAAUUUUCGAACCGGUCCACUUUGAACCCCAACCAAAAACUCGAUCCCUCUCAUCAACUCCAUAUGAAUACACUAAUGGAGUAAUUCCAAAGAUGAACUGGAUUUUAAAUUCCCCUCCAAAAAAGCUUUAUUUCCAACUCAAAGGCAUGUCAGUCUUAAUCUGGAUCCCAAUAAAACCAACAUUAUUAAAUCCCACUACACUGACUUUUUGUUGCACUCUUUUGAUGACUGAUUAGUAACAACAAUCAUAAGAAAUUAAUUAGCUCAACUUAGCAAUGCUUUCAAAAGCAUAUGCUAAUAAUAGUUCAAACAAUACAAAGCAUAUACCAAAAAACAUGUACAUCUGUAUCUUGAUUAUACCUUUCUUCCUAGUAGAAUCUUUUUUUGGGUUGGUCGCAUUCUCUAGGCUCAUCUCACCGCGUCACCAUGAUUUAAUUUAAAUCGUUAUCCUACCAUCAUUGAUUCAAAAAAGAACAAGCAAGGUGGUGAUGAUGCCUUACUCAUGUGGUCCUAAGUUCGACAACAUAAUUGAAAGUGAAUCAUCAGUUGAUACUAUUGUUGUCGAAUAGAAUAUCCCUACAUGCCGCGGUUUGAUCGGAAAAACCGAUAUCGAGCAACAAAAUGGUUUGAAAACUCUUGGUUUGCGACCAUGGUUAGAAUUGGGAAUCAGAAUGCGUAUUUCCACGGGAUCAACUUUGACUUCUUUCAACUUCUUUAACUCCAGAUCGGGUGCUUCAUUUCCUUCUUUUUAUGUCUCGAUUUAGAGACAAAAGAAAUUGUCAUAUAACGAGAUCGAUUGCAACAAGAUCAUAUGAUAUCACACUAGAUAUUCUUUUUUUUAUAUAGAUAAGGGUGAUAUAUAUUUAUGAAAAAAAAAAUUUUGUGAUUAGAUACUACUUAAGGGAUCGAACCUUGGACCUUCAGGUUCAAGGCUAGUGAUAUCCUCUAGAUAUUCAUAUUACAGAAGUCGUAAGUCUCGUACCUCAAACUACACUCAUCAAACAACACACUCCCACCAGCCCGGCCGGCGCAGCCGUCUCUCAGCCGCCUGAGGGCGUCGGCGUAGCAGUCCUCGCAGGGCCGGCCAAUCAAUUCUGUAGGCCCUGUUCCAUAAUGAAGAUGUGGCCUAUCU
Messenger RNA from Linum trigynum, 2846 nucleotides. The record is from the annotation of a GenBank genome assembly. Lineage: Eukaryota; Viridiplantae; Streptophyta; Magnoliopsida; Malpighiales; Linaceae.